This is a messenger RNA of Argentina anserina (silverweed cinquefoil), 1495 nucleotides long. RefSeq names its product polygalacturonase QRT3. Lineage: Eukaryota; Viridiplantae; Streptophyta; Magnoliopsida; Rosales; Rosaceae. Gene Ontology annotation, molecular function: polygalacturonase activity. The transcript has 3 exons. Bases 1 to 1461 code for a protein of 486 amino acids. The record is from RefSeq and is a predicted model, not a curated record.
AUGAGACCCAUCUCAGCAUUGUGUUGUCUCCUCCUACUUAUGCUGUUAGCAGAAGAAGCUACAUCCUUUUCCAGAAGACAUGAAAUGCUCUCAUCGUUCCAGGCAAAGCUUCAUCAAAGAGGACUCACCGGUCCAACCAAACCGCCUCUCUCGUCACUGUUCCAAGCUUCAAACGUCACUAGGGAUGGGAGAGUGUUCUAUCCGAUCGGGUACGGGGCAGACCCGACCGGAGCAAAUGAUAGCACAGAAGCCAUAGCAAAAGCAUUGGAGGAAGCUUUUCAGUUGGAAAGCGGGCUUGAAAUGCUUCCUGGAAUCACAGACUUGGGAGGCGUUGUCAUUGAUCUCCAAGGUGGAAAUUACAAGAUUGCCCAGCCUUUAAGGUUCCCUCCAAACAGAGGCAACAUUGUGAUACAAGGAGGAACGCUGCGAGCCUCUGAAACAUUUCCCGGUGACCGCCACCUAGUCGAACUAUGUUCUACAAAUUCCCAAAAGCUUAGAGAGAAAACCUCCAUCAGCAAUCAAUUCUUCUUUGAUAAAAAAGUCGCAACCGGUGCAGGAAUCUACUACGAAGACAUCACCUUUCGAGAUAUACUAUUCGAUUCAAGCUUCAGAGGAGGAGGCAUUUACAUAGUUGAUUCAGCUCGAAUUCGUAUAACUAAUUGCUUCUUCCUACACUUCACAACACAAGGGAUUCUAGUCGAAAAGGGCCACGAAACCUACAUAUCAAACACCUUCUUGGGACAACACUCCACAGUUGGUGGUGACAAAGGCGAGAGACAAUUUACCGGCACAGCCAUCGAUCUCGCUAGCAAUGACAACGCCGUAACUGAUGUCGUAAUUUUCUCGGCUGAAAUCGGAAUUGUUUUAAGGGGUCAGGCUAACAUGGUCACAGGGGUACAUUGUUAUAACAAGGCAACUGGCUUUGGGGGUGUAGGCAUUUUGGUCAAGUUAGCAGGAAACUCACAAACUAGGAUUGACAAUUGCUACUUGGAUUUCAAUGCUAUAGUCAUGGAAGACCCAGUUCAAGUUCAUGUGACCAAUGGGUUCUUUUUGGGUGAUGGUAAUGUGGUGCUGAAAUCUGUGAAUGGCAAAAUUUUAGGGUUAAAUAUUGUGAACAAUAUGUUCACUGGGAACCCCAAAAGUAUGGUUCCCAUGGUUCAAUUAGAUGGGCAAUUUGUGGACAUUGAUCAAGUGGUGAUUGACCAGAACAAUGUGAUUGGGAUGAGCUUGAAAUCAACAGUAGGGAGACUAAGUGUGGAGGGAAAUGGGACGAAAUGGGUGGCUGAUUUUUCUUCUCAGUUGGUCUUUCCCAAUCGGAUUAAUCAUUUUCAGUAUUCUUUACAAACGAAAGGGGAAACCAAGUUUACAGCACAUGCUGUGACAAAUGUAUCGAACAAUGUGGUGGUUGUAGAGAGUCAAAAUGAGGUAAAUGGUGUGGUUUCUAUGAUCGUUCACCAGUAAAAUAUUAUGGUUGGAGGAUGAUUUCUUAAUGUGA